AUGUCGUUCUCCUCGCUCGUCUCAGACAUCGCAUACCGGAACAAUUCGGAGCGGCCAGAGCGACCGGACCUGCGCUCUCAAAUAUCGGAAGCGCGUUCCACCCGAUCCUACGCCAGCACUGCCGCGACGAGCGUGAGCAUAUCCGGAGAUAUCAAGAGCCAAUUGCAUGGAGGAUACAGCCACCCUCUGUCGCGAGCAUGGCAAGCCGAGCGACAGCUCACAAAGUCGAUGCUCAUCUACCCCCUCUUCAUUUCCGACCAGCCUGACGAAGAGAUACUUAUUCCCUCCCUACCGAACAUCCACCGCCGAGGCCUGAACAAGGUCGUGCCAUACCUCACCCCGCUCGUCGCAAAGGGCCUCAAGUCCGUCAUACUGUUCGGAGUCCCACUCGCACCCUCAGCGAAAGACGCCUUGGGCACCAACGCAGACGACCCCAAGGGCCCCGUCAUCAAGGCCAUCCGCCUGCUGCGACGAGCAUUCCCCGAUCUCUUCAUCGUCGCCGACGUCUGCCUCUGCGAAUACACCUCACACGGCCAUUGCGGUAUCCUCAAGGAGGAUGGGAGCUUGAACAAUGCAUUGUCAGUGGAGCGAAUUGCGGAUGUGGCGCUGUCGUAUGCCAACGCCGGCGCGCAUUGCGUUGCGCCUUCGGACAUGAACGACGGUCGCAUACGCGCCAUCAAGCUGAGGCUCAUCGAAGCCGGCAUCUCGCACCAGGUCGUGCUAAUGUCGUAUGCCGCCAAGUUCUCAGGAUGUUUAUACGGUCCCUUCCGCGACGCUGCAGGCUCAGUGCCCUCGUUUGGCGACCGAAGAUGCUACCAAUUACCUCCCGGCGGCCGUGGUCUGGCACGACGAGCCAUUGUCAGAGAUAUUGGUGAGGGUGCGGACAUCAUCAUGGUCAAGCCUGCGAGCCAGUACCUCGACAUUAUCAGCGAUGCGAAGGAAAUUGGCAAGGACAUGCCCAUUGCAGCAUACCAGGUGUCUGGAGAAUACGCUAUGAUCCACGCUGCCGCAGCUGCAGGUGUGUUCGACUUGAGGCAGAUGGCGGAAGAGGCUACGCAGGGCAUACUCCGAGCGGGAGCUUCAAUAGUGGUCAGCUACUUCACGCCAGAGUUCCUAGACUGGUUGGGUAACUAG
Alternaria incomplexa is the source of this 1134-nucleotide messenger RNA. RefSeq names its product Aminolevulinate dehydratase (gene HEM2). Gene Ontology annotation, cellular component: cytosol. Gene Ontology annotation, molecular function: zinc ion binding; porphobilinogen synthase activity. NCBI's taxonomy places the organism in Eukaryota, Fungi, Ascomycota, Dothideomycetes, Pleosporales, Pleosporaceae. The transcript is spliced from 2 exons. The coding region runs from base 1 to 1134 and encodes 377 amino acids. Gene Ontology annotation, biological process: heme biosynthetic process. The record is from RefSeq and is a predicted model, not a curated record.